This is a messenger RNA of Chara braunii, 2788 nucleotides long. The record is from the annotation of a GenBank genome assembly. Lineage: Eukaryota; Viridiplantae; Streptophyta; Charophyceae; Charales; Characeae.
GGGAGGGGAGCAGGGCUCGGGAUCGAAACUAAGGGGGGGAGUCGGGGGGGGGGGGGGGGCAUGGGGUUGGCGUCGGGGCUACUGAGGGAAGUCGGGGUUGGUUGGGAGGGGAGCGGGGCUCGGGAUCGGCACUUGACACCGCCAGAGCACAACUGCAAUCCGGCGGAAGCAGACAAGACCAAGGAGGACAUCACCAUGAUCAUUGCGCAGCUCAUUGCAAUGUGCAAUUGGCAGCAGCAGGAGCUGCAGCGCUUGGCGUGGGUAAUUGACAGCAACCGGGACCAGCAAGAUGACACCAACUGCGUCGCCACAAUCAGCAACCUUGGCACGUUCGCGGAACCAGCAACGAUCAGCCAACAGCUUACAACGUUGAAGGCUGAUGUCCGAUUACUGCAGCAGCAACCUGCAAGCAGCAGCCACCCGCUUCCGCUCAAGAUGCCGAACUUCCGCAUUGAGAAGUUUGACGACUACACGAAGACCGAUCCGCUCGCUUGGUGGCAAGGUUUCACCACCGAACUUGGACUUCGCGAAGUCCCCGAGCGCCUCAAGAUUGCAGCACUCUACCUCAAUUCCACCGGUGCGGCCCGAGUAUGGCUUAAUCUCCUAGCGGUCAAGGAAGGGGUCAAUGUGGAGAACCUAGACAGCAAGCUUAAUUGGGACGCCAUUACUGCCCAGUGGAAAGCACACUUCAUCGUGCAGGACACCAAGGCGAGAGGCAUCAACCAACGUUUCAAGAUGCACACUUUGGCAAAGUUGAAGUUCCAUUGUUGUCCAGUUCUGUCACUUGCUCAUGCAUGUCAUCAGAUUUGCAAUGAUCAGCACCAGCAGAUCCAAGGUUCUGUGGCCAGUGACAUAAGAGAUAGUUUGACUUCGGAGGUCAGGAGAACGGCGUAUCUGGUCUUCAGUGGUGCAACAGAUGGGACAAUCGCGGUAUGGGACGUGACAAAGGAAGUCCGUUGGUUUGCAGACAAUUUCCAGGACCUGGUGCUCCUCAAGGGCACGUUGGUAGCACCCAGACCAGUGAGUGGAAGGGGAAGUGGAGGUGGGGGUGGACGACGGAGGGUCAUGAGGCUGGACAGUGUCGGGGAAUCGACUGCAGCAGGCAGCAAUGUAGGAAAAAGACAUAGAAAGAACAAAGGCAAGCUCCGUGAUGGAAAUGGCUUUAGCGAGUCUACGCCGAUUCUCACUGAAGGUCGCAUGGAGUUUCAUUCGACAAAAGCUGAACAAAUCAGCAUAGGAGGUCGAGAAAAAGCCUGUGAGGAAGGACCGACUAUGUCAGCUGGCUUUGCAGAAACAAGCGCUGAGAAACCAGCAGAGAUUCCAAACUCUGAGAGACCAAAUGUGGAUCCUAGGUGCUUGUGCUGUAGCGACAGCAAAGAGUGCAUUGAAGAGCUUUUGAGGAGUUCCAUUGAAGAGCAAAGCAAGGAUAACGAGGAGGACGGAGAAGCAGAGAUCAGAAUGCAAAGAGUGCAGCUUGUGAAGAAGGUGCCAGCAGUUGUGCUGCCCGUUUCUGUGAUAUCUAGAGCCCAUCAGUCUGGUGUCAAUUGCCUCUCUCUUGGGUGUUGCAACAGAAGUGAUGGAAGGAAGCAGGAGAGGAGAACACACUGCACCUUUGGAUAUGGCAGUCUUGACAGCAAGGCGGUCCACAGAAUGCUUGAGAACCGUUCUGCACUUGCGCAAUUGGCAGUUGAGGGAGCAGUGAAGCAAAGCUGCAAGGCCCUUGAGCAAGAUGCAGACGACAGGGUUUACAUGCUUGUUACAGGGGGUGACGAUCAGGCGAUACAUGUGGCGUGUUUCCGUUGCGAGUUCACCAGCUAUGCUGAACAGGGAAACGUCUCCUGGUGGGAAUCAGAUGGCUAUGACGAAAGAGCUGGAACAAGCAGCACAGUUGCACACAAAAAUCGAUCUUCUGAUGAGGAGCUCUCUUACAAAGACGGACAACAGGAAGGAAGGAGCAGUGGCAAAAUAACAUGUGCAAGUUCAACAAUCAUCAAAAGCAAGAAAAUUACUCAGGAGGAAGAAGAGCUGACGUCCGGUUCAUCUGAAGGUCUCUUCGUGAAAGUAGUCUUCUUGGGGCAGGAUAUGCUUACCGAAGCUCAUUCUUCAGCAUUGAAAGGCAUCUGGACUGAUGGGCAGUGGAUCUUCUCGGCCGGUCUGGAUCAACGGCUGCGCUGCUGGGAAAUUGACGCCAGCAUUCCUUGGCAUGCUCCUAAAUUGUGCGAAACAACGAAGAGUGACAAUGAGAGCCGUACAUCCAAAACUGAAGAUACUAGUAAACAGGGUCUUUCAAUGUGUGGUCAGGAAGCACCUGUGUCUGGCCCAGGGAGAGAGACAGCAGAAAAGAUGCCAGUUGUCAGAUGGCGGAAGGAAGUUAAAGACCGUGACAGACUAACAAGAGCACAAGAAGCAGCGAAGCAUGUCGGAUGGUUGAAGGAGCAAGCCUGGUGCAUCUGUGACGUUCCGGAGGUUGCUGGCAUUGAUGUCAACAAAAACCCAGUCAGGGAUUUUUCAGGAGCAGGCACUGUGUUUGAGAUUGCCGUGGUUGGCAGAGGGCUACAAGUCAUCCACUGCAUGACAUGAUCUCUCUCUCUCUCUCUCUCUCUCUCUCUCUCUCUCUCUCUCUCUCUCUCUCUCUCUAUAUAUAUAUAUAUAUAUAUAUAGAGAGAGACGAUAUAUAUAUAUAUACGAUAUAUAUAUAGACGAUAUAUAUAUAUAGAUAUAUAUAGUACAUGUGAAUUUUCUAUGUCUACUGAUUGAUUCUUGUAUUUAACAAAUUUUUUGAGAUCCG